Molecule: messenger RNA, 2739 nt
Organism: Ictalurus punctatus (channel catfish)
Lineage: Eukaryota; Metazoa; Chordata; Actinopteri; Siluriformes; Ictaluridae
Exons: 5
Coding region: 208-2271 (687 amino acids)
Biological process (GO): regulation of apoptotic process
Source: RefSeq, a predicted model, not a curated record
GAUUUAGCUGAUUGGUUAGUGAGAUUUUGGCACCAUUCCUCUUUACGCUGAUUGGCUAGUGCAGUUUUGGCGCCAUUUCUGUUUAACUGCGUCUCUUUUUUUCCAGGAAGUGCUUGGUUUAUUUAGAUCACAGUUCAGCUCAGGUGAGAGCACACACACUGACUCAGCUCUGUGUAGACAAUCUCCUGCUCAUUCACAGCAGUCAACAUGGUAGAUAAAAAACGUUUUCUGGUGAAACACAUAGAGAAAAUCGUACAAAAGACAAACAAUCCAAUGAAUCUGGCUGAUGCUCUGGUUGGCAAGAACUUGAUUGACCAGGAAACAUUAGAGAAGAUCCAUGCCCAGAAAACCAAUCAAGAAAAAACCCGUAACAUUUAUAUGAGGCUCAAUAGUAAAACACACUUUGACUGCAUGUAUGAUUGGUUCAAGAAUAAAGAGCCACAUCUGUUUGAAGAAUUGGAAAACGACGACACUGAGGCUGAAGCACCACGGAAAAAAUGCGUCAGACUCGAGGAUGAGGAUGAAACAGAUAAUAAUCUUACAGGAUUUCCCGAAUCUGAAAGAGAUCUCCGGACGAUAUCCACCUUCGCCAAACUGGAAGAAUGGGUGUCGAAACCAGAAAUCAGCCAAAAGAUGAUCAGUGACUUGGAGAGAAAACUUGGUGAUGAAGGCAUGGCAGCUUUGAGAAAAGAAUUAAAGCUUAAAGAACCAAGAAAUAGUUUAUGCUUCAAUGCGUCCAAUAUUGAUGAUAUCAGGAAAAAUAAGGAACUUGAAAGAUUUCUCAACACAACACAGAACGCAAAAUUUCCUAAACUGACAUAUGACAUGUGGUUUAAGAAACGUGCCUCUGCCUCAUCAGGAAACAGAGCUCAAAGCUCCAUUGAUUAUAAUGAGUGCAUAGAGGCGAUGACCGAUUUAAGCAGCAGUGGAGUUGGAUCUUCAUUAAACUCAAGUCUUAAUAAUAGCUACUCUGCAGUCAGUUUCAACUAUUUACCACAAAAUGAUGACGGAUUGCCAGAUGAAGAUUGCAGAUACACUGGAGACGUGGAUAUUAUGAUUCAUGAAAAUAAAGACAAAGAGAGUGAGUUCAAAACCCCUGAAAAGCUCCUUGGUGGAUCAUUCAUCCAAAUGGACCCUGAGGUCAAUGCUGAUGCACCAUCACAAGAACCUGUGAACAUGCAGAAUACACACAUUGAUGAGAUGGAAGAGCGAUCUCAAAGAUCAUAUGUUCCAAAUGUCAUGAGGAAUGAAGAUGAAUCUCUGCAACAAAAUCAGCGAAUCACAAAGAAAGAAACGCCACUAGAUGUUGAACUUGGAAGCAUGGAUUUGCAGGAAAUACAAGUUGAUGAGAUGGAUGAUGAACCUCAAAGAUCAUCUGUUCCAAAUUACCCAAGGCAUGAGGAUGUGUCUCUGCACCAAAAUCAGUCAAUCGCCAAAAAUGAAACACCACUAAAAGAUGGACUUGGAAGCACGGACUUUCAGGAUGCACACAUUGACAAGAUGGAGGAGGAACCUCAAAGAUCAAAUGUUCUGAUGCAUUCCGCAUCGCUGCACCAAAAUGAGUCAGUCGUUAAAAGCAAAAUCCCACUAGAAGGCAGAUGUGGGAACAUGCACAUGCAGCAAAAUGAGCAAGAAAAUAUGCAGGUUAACCCUGGGCCUUUUCUUUCAACGCAGCUGCAGAAGAACAGUCCAGGUUCCGCAUCAGAGCAUACGGAAAGCAAUGGCACAGAGAGCUCGAUGCUAAAUAAAGACACAGCCAUACUAGCUAAAAACGGAGAUGUGAAAGAUCGGAUCGAAACUUCAAAAAAGAGGGCAAACUCAAAAUACCAGAAGGAAAAGAAGAAAGAAGAAAAGGAUAAACGGCUUCGUGACUGGGCACUGAGACAAUGUAAUAACCGUGAAGAGGACUUAAAGAACAUAUUUGACCAGAUCUCAAUUAUAAACAUGGCAGAACUCAGCGAUUAUCCAUGCUUUACUGCUGAAAAUGUCAUGGUGUAUAAAUACUUAACUCCCGAGAGCCAAAUUAUCUUCAUCACCGAUGACAAUACCUCCGUCAAAACUAGGACCACGGUCCAUUACCAAAUGUUUGUGUGUAAGAUUAAGAGAGCCAUACUCUUAGGUCCUAAAGAACCUUGCGAACAGGAGAUUCCAUAUAAGAUAUCUCAAGUGCCUAUAGAUAAGUGUACAGAUUUUAUUUUCAAAGCGUUCGCUCCUGCUCUUACGGUGUACAAAGAGAUUCAGAAAGAAGAGAAACUGUACUCUCUCAUCUGAGUGCAGUCGGGGUGUUAUUCCACUAGAGCAGUGUAGAGCGCUGCAAAUUCAGCUACUGACAAAAUGUUAUUGUGACGCUAUAACUAUGUUGUGGGAUUAUUUUAUUAAUUUUAAGAACAGUUUAAUUAAAUUCAUUUCUGUAACUUCACUUCACUCAUGAACACUUGCCUUGGGUCAUGAUGUUCUGUCCUUGUACAUGUUUUUCUCCUACCUUCACCAUCUGCAUUAUCUGUGUGGGCCUCUUUCUCACACACACACACACACACACACACACACACACACACACACACACACACACACACACACACACACACACACACACACACACACACACACACACACACACACACACACACACACACACACACACACCCACCCACCAGUAUAAAAGCUUGUUUUGUCUGAUUUUUGUUUAGACUAUAGAACGCCCAGGUUGUCUUAAUAAACCAUCUAUUUUAUUAAAACCUG